CGUGACCCGGGCUGUUGGUUGACAGGACUCGUCGCGGGGCUUUGCAGCGGCAACAGCGGCCAGGCUGGACGUAUGACUUCGAGGAAGUUACAGGCUGCCUGGGCACUUUGACCACGACUGCAAUCGACGAAAAAUCCUGCUAUGUUACACCACAACAGUGGUGAAGAGGGGAAUAGCAUUCAUGGACACUGUGGAGACUUUGAAUCAUUUGAUUCCCAGUGACCAGUUGGACUCUCUGGGGACUGGACAAAAUCUGGAAUGUGAAGCAAGAAAUGAGUUUGGAACCGGUAUCCUGCUGGAAGAUUCACUGACAAACAUGUUGAGUGACAAAGAUCCAAUGUUUGGAUCGGCAAGCUCUCAGUUUAAUCCAUUGGAAAAUGAUGAGGGCAAUUUUUUGAUUGCUGGUGCUACAGGUCUCGAUGGCAUCAGUGGGAAGUUGCCGAGUCCACCGGCUCCCCGUUCUGUCGGAAGGCCCCGGAAACAUCCGCGCGUCACACCCUCGGCAACGGUCGCCCCCAAGACCUCAACCGCUCCGACCGCUUCACCCGUCAACUCGAAACCCCGCGGCCGGCCCCGCAAAAAACCGACCAACCGGCAGCUGACGUCGUUCCUGAUCGAGAAGGGCGUGCAGGGCCCCCAGCUGAAGAAGGAGCUCUGCCUGGGGGGCCGCGUCCACGUCCAGGAGCUCGACGCGGGGCUGUGGCUGAGCCCCAUGGUGGUGCUGCGGAGGCUGACCGUCACGGUGGGGGGCUUCAGGAUCGAGCUGCUCCCGGGGCCCUCGUACGGCACCGCGGGCGAGGGCGAGGGUGAGGGCGGCGGCGCUGCCGCCGGCGGCCAGCCGGUGAGCCUUCAGGAGGGUUUGACCUCCGGCGGUGACGGGGCCGUCGCGGCCGACACCAAGGAAGACGACGCCACGGUGCCGAGUAACGUCACGGCUCCGAAUCCGACCGCGGAGAACCAGGUCGGCUCGGGGGGCGUCGAAGGAGCACUCGGACUGGGCCCGUACGUGAACCCCAACGACGUUCAGGCCACCAACGGCGCCCCCGCGCCAAAGUCCUGCUCGGAAGAGACCAAGGUUGACAUCGGGAGCGACUCCGCCCAGCAGACGCCUUCCGCUACGGGGAAAGAUGUCGUCAAGCCGACUGAGAACCCUCCGAACAACACCACCGGCUCUACUGACAAGCUGAACUGUAAGGACAAGCUAAAGCUUUUCGCCAAAGCGAUGUUUAAACCUAAACCCAGGCUGCCCACGGUUAAGAACAAGAGCUUGGUUUCCCGUAGACCGAAGAGCCUGAUUCAAACGCCGAACCCUGCCCCGAGCUCUCCCACUAAGCCCCCCCAGAGAGACGACGUCCCGCCCAGCGCCAAAUCCCCCAAGAAGGGAGCGGUGUCACUGAAGAGACCCGGAGAGAUCUCCCACCCUGAGCACGCCUCCAAAGUCCUAAAGGUCCAGACCGGGAGACCCGCCAACCCGAAGCCCAAGUCCCCGGGUCCCUCCAGCGCCGCUCCGGUGAAGAAGGCGCCGUCGUGUGACGGCCCCGCGGACCCCCCCCACAACGCCCCCAAGAACACCCUCAACGCGCACAACCCGAAGCACGAACGGCCCCCGCCGUCGCUGGGCCCCCCGGGGCCUUCCUCCAGGCCCCCGGAGGACGCAGGGCCGGAGAAGGCCAGGGGCAAGAGGCCCGACAAGCUCCUCCAGAGGCAGAAGAGCCGGACACCCCGGACCCCCUCCACGGAGGAGCCGCCGCUGUUUGUGCCGGACAACGCGCCGGCCACCGCCGCCGCCGCCGCCGCCAAGAAGGAAGCGGGCGACGAGCCGCCGGCGGAGAGCGCCUGGGACGGAACCAACAGCUGCGGCCUGUGCAAGAAGCACCACGGCAACAUGUUCAUGGUGGGCUGCGGUCGCUGUGACGACUGGUUCCACGGCGACUGCGUGGGCCUGGACCUGGCCAAGGUGCAGGAGAUGGAGGACGAGGACCAGAUGUACGUGUGCCUCAAGUGCUGCGCCGACGAGAGCGUGAAGGCCGAGCCAGAGGUCCAGAGCGCCGCCAAACGCCCGCCGCCGCCCGAGGUAGAGUCCGCGCCCGUGCCCGAGGCCGUGGGCCACACCCCGGCCGCCAAGCCCAGGCAAGGCCCAGGCCCGGCGCAGGCCCUGGCGUCCGGCGCCCUCCGACCCAUGAAGAAGGAGUCUGAUCGAAGACAGUCCACAGAGGUAAAAGAGUCUGCGCACAAAACAGGUCAUCCAAAGCACAAGGGUUCCUCCUCGGCUCCGAAGAAACCCGCUUCUGUCGAAGAAAUCCGAAGAAGUGUGCGAGACUCUCUGAAGGAAAUCCUCUUGCAACGGCUCAAGGAGUCGGACUUGAAGUUGGCGCCGGAGCGGGCCUCCGAGGUGGCCCGUAAGACGGAGAGGGAGCUCUUUCAUUUGUACAAAGACACCGACAGCAAGUACAAGAGCAAGUACCGGAGCCUGAUGUUCAACCUCCGGGACACCAAGAACAACGUGCUGUUUCGGCGGGUUCUGAAAGGGGACAUCUCUCCCGCUAAUCUGAGUCGCAUGAGUCCUGAAGAGCUGGCCUCCAAAGAGCUGGCAGCUUGGCGCCAGAGAGAGAACCGCCACGCCAUCGAGAUGAUUGAGAAGGAUCAGCGCGAGGCAGAGAGGCGGCCAAUCACCAAGAUCACCCACAAGGGAGAGAUCGAGAUCGAGAGCGAGGAGCCGGCGAAGACAGCCGAGGUGCCCGAGAGUCCCUCCCCCACCAAGCUGCUGGAUCUGGCGGUCGACCUCCUCCCCCUGGAGCUGAAGGCGGAGAGCAGCGCCAAUGUGGAUAAAGACACCACCGGGCAGCACAAGUCUCACCUGUUCGACCUCCACUGCAAGAUCUGCACAGGUCGCAUGGCUCCGCCCGUGGAAGAGGCCCCCACCAAGGUGGUGAAGGUGUCCACGAGGGUGGCCCGCAGGCCGCCUGCCGCCGUGGAGGGGGCCGCCAAGGGCGUCGCCACGACGACGACCACGACGACCACGGCAAAGGAGGAGGACCUGGAGGCCAGCCUCCGCAACACGGUGUCCAGCGGCCACGAAGCACGGUCAAACUACAGCUACGCGUCGGCUAAAGACGAGGGCGUCUCCUUCCUGUCCACGCUGCAGUGCAUGUGGAGGGGCUUCGUCAACAUGGCCGCCGUGGCCAAGCUGGUCACCAGAGCCUUCCCGGUGUCCGGCGUCCUCGACCACCUCACCGAGGAUCUGCCAGACAGCGUUCAGGUGGGCGGCAGGAUAAACCCUCAGCUGGUGUGGGACUACUUUGACAAGAUCCGAGCGACUGGGACCAAAGAGGUGUGCCUCAUCCGCUUCUGCCCGGAGACUGAGGAGGACGAGAUCUCCUACACUCUCCUCUUUGCUUACUUCAGCAGCCGCAAGCGCUUUGGGGUGGUCUCCAACAACCUCAAGCAGGUCAGGGACAUGUACAUCAUCCCCCUGGGGGCCGCCGAGAAGGUCCCGCACCAGCUCGUGCCCUUCGACGGUCCAGGCCUGGAGAACAACCGGCCCAACCUGCUCCUGGGGCUGAUCAUCCGCCAGCGCGCCCGGCGCGACUUCCUCCCCGUGGACGCCAACGAGGCGGCCGCCAUCAUCCCCGAGACCCCGCCCCCGCCGGCGCCGGCCGCGAGCACCCGGCUCCCCGCGGCGGCGGCGGCGGCGGCGGCGGCGGCGGAGGAAGAAGAGGAGGAGGAGGCGGCCGCCAAGAAGUACCUCUCCUCCCUCAUCCCCACCAAGAAGCCCCGGGACGUGGAGAAGCCGGCCGGCGCUCCCAAGGCGGCGGCGGAGGAGAAGGCGGAGGAGCCGGAGGCGGAGCCUGUGGGGGACGAGGCGUCGCUGGACGAGGAGGGCGAGCCCGGGUCGGACUCCUACAAGCCGCUGCGCUUCCUGCCCGGCGUGCUGCUGGGCUGGGGCGGGGAGCUGCCGCCCCUGCCGGACUUCAGCGCCAAGCCCCCCCCCGCGUUGGAGGACCCCGGGACCGCCAAGCCGGCCGUCAAGAGUCCCACCACCCGCUUCGUCAUCAGGAAGAGGGAGCCCAAGCCGGUGGCGGCGACGCCCGGCGCGGCGGACACGAACAACCGACCGGCGGCGGCGGCGGCGCCUCAGCGCGUUCUGCACGGGACGGGCGUGGCCACGUGGCCGGGGGCCGGGGUCUCGCUCCGGGAGAAGCCCCCCGGGGUCUCCACCGAGGCCUACCUCGCCAGUCUGUCCUCGCCGCCCCCCGCCAGGAAGGACGUCCCCGCCGCCGCCGUCCCCGCCGACCCACGGAGGGAAAGCGCCGAAGGAACUUUAUCGCCGCCGGCCCAACCCGCGACGGAGAGCCCAAAGGCGCCCCUGAGCGGCAUCCUGAAGAAGUCCUCCGUGUACACGACGGGGGGGGAGGAUAACGGGCUGCAGCCGACGCCCGCCGCCAGCCCGACGCCGCUGCCCGCUCCCGCGCUGAGCAGCGGACAGAACCAGGCCGGCGGUCAGAACCAGGCCAGCGGUCAGAACCAGGCCAGCAGCGGUCUGAACCAGGCCAGCAGCGGUCUGAACCAGGCCAGCAGCGGUCUGAACCAGGCCAGCAGCGGUCUGAACCAGGCCGGCAGCGGUCUGAACCAGGCCGGCGGCGGUCUGAACCAGGCCGGCGGCGGUCUGAACCAGGCCGGCAGCGGUCUGAACCAGGCCGGCAGUCAGAACCAGGCCGGCAGUCAGAACCAGGCCGGCAGUGGUCUGAACCAGGCCGGCAGUGGUCUGAACCAGGCCGGCAGCGCUCUGAACCAGGCCGGCAGUGGUCUGAACCAGGCCGGCAGUGGUCUGAACCAGGCCGGCAGUCAGAACCAGGCCGGCAGUGGUCUGAACCAGGCCGGCAGUGGUCUGAACCAGGCCGGCAGCGCUCUGAACCAGGCCGGCAGCGCUCUGAACCAGGCCGGCAGCGGUCUGAACCAGACCAGCGCAGGCUCCCAGCCCGCGGUCUCUCCCCUCCCCCAGGCGGGGGUCCCGUCCUGGGUGGCGGUGGGGGGCUUCAGCGGCAGCAGCUCUCCCAGCGAGAAGACGAAGGAUCCCCGCGUGCCUCAGGCCGUUCCCACGGCGCCCGCUGGGCCGCAGGGGGCGGGCCCCGAGCUGCCGAGGGACCCGCCCCCCGGCGUCCCAGAGGCCCCCGCCUCCAACAACGGCCCCGACUGUGACGUCGCCCCCGGCGCUCCUCCUCAGGGGCCCGACGACCACGGCGACGAGGACCCGCCCCUCCUCAGCCCCCCCGCCUCCCUCGCCCCCCCCUCUCUGCUGCAGGGAGCCCCCGCCCAGCCGGCCGGCCCCCCCUCCCCCUCCCCCUCCCCCUCCACCACCACCGGCAUCAAGGACUACAAGCGGCCAGAGGACCGCUACAGCGACCCCUGGGAGAGGCCCCGGCACGCCGAGGACCGCGACCGGGACCACCGGGAGCGCGACCGCGACCGCCACCACCGGGGUCACAGCGGCGACAAGAAGGGCCGGCACCAGGACCGGCACCGCGAGCGCAGCCGGCACCGCGGCCACUCGGAGGAGCGGCGGAAAGAGCGUCACCGUGGCGACGAGCACGGGGGCCGCCACAAGGAGCGCCACAGACACAGGCGGGACUCGGACCACGACAACGGCCGCCGCAGCUCUCGGGAUAGCCACUCAUGAGUUUGGGGCUUUUAGUUUGGUUUAUUUUUUUAAUAUACACACUAGUGUGCAGCUGUUCCCGUGCCAUUGUGUCCCGUUUUGUUUUUAUUUUUUUUUAUGAUAAACAUUCCCUGUUUUAACCGUUCUUUCCGGUACGACGACGACACGAUAGACCGACCGAGAGAGUCCGUGGAUUCUCCCGACGCGUUUGAAGUGCGUGACUACGUUUCUCGACGCAUUCAUAUUUUUAAAAAAGUACCUUUCUUUUAAAAUGUGUUUUGUCUGUCGGCUGUUGACGUCUACACUAACCACACAGACGCUAAAUGUUUUUUCUUUCCCAGACCCCUUUUUUUUUAUUCAUGUGUUCAAAGGAGUAUAAACCAACAGCACAAUUGCAGAAUAUGAAUUGAUAGCUCGUUUUUCAGCAGACGCUUACAAAUAUUUGGCAUGAAUGUAACAACUAAAAAAAGGGCGGAAAAAUGUAAACCGCAGUUGUAUUUUCUUUUUUUUUUUCAAUUUUAAAAAGUUGCUUAAAUAUUUUAUAAACGUUUCUAAGGAGAAAGUUGUACAUUUUGGCUUGUCGUGUACAUUACAAAUGCAGUGUGCUUUUGCACCGUUUAUGUACAGUUCAUAAUAAAGCUAAUCUUUCUUUUUGUAUGAUCAUA
Messenger RNA from Gadus macrocephalus (Pacific cod), 6321 nucleotides. RefSeq names its product PHD finger protein 3 (gene phf3). Gene Ontology annotation, biological process: DNA-templated transcription. Gene Ontology annotation, cellular component: nucleus. Lineage: Eukaryota; Metazoa; Chordata; Actinopteri; Gadiformes; Gadidae. The transcript has 16 exons. The record is from RefSeq and is a predicted model, not a curated record. The coding region runs from base 182 to 5677 and encodes 1831 amino acids.